Molecule: messenger RNA, 2237 nt
Organism: Coregonus clupeaformis (lake whitefish)
Lineage: Eukaryota; Metazoa; Chordata; Actinopteri; Salmoniformes; Salmonidae
Product: retinal Mueller cells isomerohydrolase
Exons: 14
Coding region: 87-1685 (532 amino acids)
Biological process (GO): zeaxanthin biosynthetic process; retinal metabolic process
Molecular function (GO): retinol isomerase activity; all-trans-retinyl-ester hydrolase, 11-cis retinol forming activity; beta-carotene 15,15'-dioxygenase activity
Source: RefSeq, a predicted model, not a curated record
UGGAACGGUGUCUAUAAAGGCUGCUGUUCACUCCGCAGUUCAGACUGGUUUCCUGCACACAAGCUGUGUUUAUUCUCUAUAGGAAAAUGGUUAGUCGAAUUGAGCAUCCGGCUGGUGGCUACAAGAAAAUCUUUGAGACAUGUGAAGAGUUGAACGAGCCUAUUCCUGCUGUGGUUGUAGGUGUGAUCCCAGAAUGGCUGAGCGGCAGUCUGUUGCGUCUGGGACCCGGCCUGUUCGAGGUGGGGGCUGAGCCUUUCUACCAUCUCUUUGAUGGCCAGGCCCUCAUGCACAAGUUUGACCUAAAGAACGGCCAUGUGACCUACUAUCGGAAAUUUGUCAAAACAGAUGCCUAUGUGCGAGCCAUGACAGAGAAAAGAGUGGUCAUCACUGAGUUUGGAACAGCAGCCUACCCAGACCCUUGCAAAAAUAUAUUCUCAAGGUUUUUCACCUAUUUCAAAGGGAUUGAGGUGACAGAUAAUUGCUUAGUGAACGUGUACCCUGUUGGUGAGGAUUUCUAUGCCUGCACAGAAACCAACUACAUCACCAAAGUGGACCCAGACACACUGGAGACUCUGAAAAGGGUGGACCUGUGUGACUACCUCUCGGUCAAUGGGGUGACAGCUCAUCCACACAUUGAAAGUGACGGAACGGUGUACAACAUUGGGAACUGUUUUGGGAAGAACAUGUCACUGGCCUACAACAUUGUCAAAAUUCCUCCCACACCGAAAGACAAGUCAGAUCCCAUUGCAAAGUCCAAGGUUCUUGUGCAGCUCCCCAGCAGUGAGAGAUUCAAGCCCUCUUAUGUUCACAGCUUUGGAAUGACAGAAAACUACUUUGUCUUCGUUGAGACUCCAGUGAAGAUAAACCUUCUAAAAUUCUUGACCGCUUGGAGCAUCUGGGGCACAAAUUACAUGGAUUGCUUUGAGUCAAACGAAACCAUGGGCACAUGGUUCCAUCUGGCUACAAAGGACCCAGCUGAAUACAUAGAGCAUAAAUUCCGGACUUCUGCCUUCAAUCUCUUCCAUCACAUCAACAGCUAUGAGGACGAUGGCUUCAUAGUUGUUGACCUUUGUACUUGGAAAGGUCAUGAGUUUGUCUACAACUACCUAUAUCUGGCCAACCUGAGGGAGAACUGGGAGGAAGUGAAGAAAGCUGCUAUGAGGGCACCUCAGCCAGAGGUCCGGCGAUACGUUCUGCCCAUGGACGUCCACAAGGAGGAACAGGGGAAGAAUCUGAUAUCCCUUCCGUACACCACAGCCACUGCAGUGAUGCGCAGCGAUGGAACCAUCUGGCUAGAGCCUGAGGUUCUGUUUUCUGGACCACGACAAGCUUUCGAGUUCCCUCAGAUAAACUACAGUAAGUUCUCUGGGAAGAACUACAGCUAUGCCUAUGGACUGGGCCUGAACCACUUCAUCCCUGACAGGAUCUGCAAACUGAACGUGAAGACCAAGGACACGUGGGUGUGGCAGGAGCCAGACUCUUACCCCUCAGAGCCCAUUUUUGUGCAGACCCCAGACUCUGUGGAGGAAGAUGACGGGGUGUUGUUGAGCAUCGUGGUGAACCCUGGAGCAGACCAGAGGCCAGGGUACCUCCUCAUCCUCAAUGCCAGAGACCUGACAGAGAUCGCACGGGCUGAGGUGGAGGUCAUUAUCCCUGUCACCUUCCAUGGAAUGUAUAAGCCUUAGGACUACUUUCUCAACACAUCUACAAUACCACUCCACAGGACAAAGGGACAAUCAUAAUACUAAAACCUUUGUUGGGAAUAUACUUUAAGACAUCUAGUUAUAUAAUUUGUGUAUCUUUAUUUGUCGAGGCAACACUGGUGUUGCCUAUGGAAUGUGUAUGUACUUAUUAUGUGAUCAUGUAGCCCAGUGGUAUUCAAGCUUUUCUGCCAGAAUUUUGCACGACCCCAUCCCAAAUCUAAUGACACAACCUUAAAAUUUAGAAUUUUACAUCAACAAAUAACUUUCAAUUCAUUACAUUUUCAUCUCUUAUCAAAAUGAAAAGAAACCAAUAAAUGUACUCAAAUAUUUUUUCUUUUAAUGAUCUUUCUCAAAGACAUUUGUAUAUUGUCCCAUACAAUAAUCUGUACUUGUAUUUUUUAUACCACUGAUGUAGCCUGUUCAUGGCUUAGUUUCAAAGUCCACGUUGUGAUAUACAUUACACAAAAGUAUGUGGACACCACUUCAAAUGAGUGGAUUCAGCUAUUUCAGCCACACCCGUUGCUGACAGAUGUA